GCGGCCGCGGGCACGACCGAAUCGUCGUCGCCGCAUCCGGUUCGGUCUCAGGAGGUCGAGCGCGCAUCGGUCGUCGGCGCGCAGACGCGUCCGCACGCGCGUAUCCUCGCAGCUCGCCCCGCCGUCGCGUCGAGCGGACGCCCGGAUCUCGGCCAGAUAUUUCCGCGCGGACGAUGACGACGACGGCGCCGACGCGCGGAACCGCGCUGCGCCCGAGCGCGUCGCGCGCGCGCGGCGCGCGCGCCCAGCGCGCGGCGUCGACGCCCGCGCGGAUCGCGUCGUACCCCGGUCGCGCCGCGCGGUCGUCCGUUCGAUGCCGCGCGUGGAAGCUGCCGUCGUUCUUCGGGAAGAAGGACGCGUCCUCCGAACCGUCGGAGUCGCCCUCCGACGCGAGAUCGUCGCUCGAGUCGACGUCCCCGUCGUCGUCCGUGGACACGAUCAACGCCCUGAAUGCGCUGCUCGGAAACAGCGAUGAGGAGGAGGAGAUGAGGAGAGAGGAAGAGGCGGACCGCGCGCGCGCGGAGGUCCAGGCCGCGGCGGAGCGCGCGAAAGCCGAGCGCGCCGUCCGCGCCAAGGCGUUCAAAAGCGAAGCCGCGGAGGCGCUUCGUCUCCAGCAGCUCCAGAUGAUCUUCCUCGACAUCCCGAUCUUCCCCGCGCCCGGGCGCGCGCUGCUCACGAACUCGGCGGAGAAGGAUCCCGCGGUCGUGGAGAUCUCGUCCCUCCCGGAGACGACGUGGAUCGAGGGCGCGCUCCCGAAGGGCGCCGACGCCGACGCGGAGACGGAGGACGAAGACGACGGGAAGCCGCGGUAUCUCGAGCCGCCGAUGCCGUCCGAGCGGCUCCCCGGGGAGUUCUCCAUCCCGGUCAUCCCGUACCCGAUGGCGUGCGUCCCCGGGUCGAGAGUGCGCUUGAACCUGUUCGAGCCUCGGUGGUUGACGCUCUUCUCGAAGCUCAUCCACGGGAAAGACGAAACCGGGUUGGUCCUCGAGAGCUGGCGCGGAGACGCGCGAAUCGAUCUGAGCCGGAACGAGUCGUGCAAGUCGUACGAAGCCAAGGACGACGACCUGUACGAGAUCAUCCCCGGGUACGGCCGCAUGCCGGAGACAGACUUCGCGGCGCGCGGGACGUACGGCGCGUUGUACCGACGCCCGGAUGGCAAACUCGCGAGCGUCGGCACCGCGAUGGUCGUCAGCGCGCACGACGUCGUCGUGAACGGGCAGGUUUUGAGCAUCUACGCCAAGGGCAUGUCGAGGUUUAAGGUGCUGCGCGUGCGACAGGUGAACCCGUACAUGGUCGUCGACGCGGUGCCGAUCGAGGACGACGGAGACGGAGCCGGAGACGUCCUCCCCGCCGCGGCGGAGGGCGCGGGCGAGGCUAAGAAUAACGUCGUCGGAGCGACCCUCAAGGAGGAGCCCGUCUCGGUGUCAGACGAGGCCGAGUUCGGGACCGCGACCGCGUCGUCCGCGGCGUUAGCGACCGCGCUCGAGCGCGUGAUGGCGGCGGACUCGUACUACAGCGACGCGAUCGGUCUCGGCGAGGCGUGGAGCGAGACAAACUUGCGGAAGAAGGUGACGGCGAUGAACGACUUCGCCGUCGCCGACGCGAUGCUGUACGGCAAGCCAGACGUCGCGCUCAGGUUACUCGCGAGCACGAGCGCGAGCGAGCGCGCGGGCGCGGUCAUGGGCGUCGUCCGAGGGAUGGAAGCCGCCGUCGCCGCGGGGGUAACGCCCAGGACGGCGCGGUUAGGGAGGACCGCGCUGUCGUUCGCGGGGAUCUUCGCCCUCGGGUUCGGCCUCGCCGCGUUCCGCGACGCCAUCGACGCCUACUACUUCUUGCACAACGGCGGCGGCGUCGACAUGUUUUGAUUUUUUGAGCUCGCGCACCUGUAUUUGUAUGAUCUAAAAUGAGACGUGUAACACACUAAAUUGCUAA
Messenger RNA from Micromonas pusilla CCMP1545, 1932 nucleotides. RefSeq lists its product as uncharacterized. The record is from RefSeq and is a predicted model, not a curated record. The transcript has a single exon. The coding region runs from base 174 to 1865 and encodes 563 amino acids. NCBI's taxonomy places the organism in Eukaryota, Viridiplantae, Chlorophyta, Mamiellophyceae, Mamiellales, Mamiellaceae.